AUGGAUUCGAAACCCCAGCGGCGUAGCACAAUUUCCGUGCAAUCGACUGCCCCUUCUUCCCUGCGACACUCCUUCGAUCCGUCUUCCUCUGUCCCUAUCCCUGCUCGCUGUGCAGCGUUCCUGAGACACCGCUCAAACAACAAGUCCGAUCCCCCAAUUCCUGCAGCGCUUGCUCGUGUCAAGGGCACGUCCACUAUGAAUAGUCCGUCGCAAUUGAAUUCUGAAACGUCCUGGUUCAACGACCAGUCUCCAUUGGCUGGAACGCCUCGUGCCGCACGAAGGAAUCAUGGCUCCAGAUCAGGAACCCCGGAACCUGCUUCUACACCUUUAGUGAACCCUUCUUCUACUCUUUUACAAGACCUUUUAAGAGAGCAACGUGCGACUCGAGCUUCGCGCGGUCCUCCUCCAGACGACUGUGCAGAGUACAUGCCUCGUACGCCCGAACGCUCGCAAUCCCAGUCCCAGACCCAGUCUCAGUCCCAGUCCCAGGAAGAUGCGGGUUCUGAGAGACAACGCAAGAUUAAUGCCGCAUUAUCGGCGGGUCUCAAGCAGCCACGUGAGAUGGGUUUCAGGGAGAUGGACCAAUACAUUUCGAAGAUUAACAAACAAAAUUUUGACCUGAAACUUGACAUCUUCCAUCGCGCACAGCAGAUGGCCGUCUUGGAGAGGAAACUGGAACGUAUGCAGCAGCUGGAGGAAGACGUUCAGCGCAUGCGCAAUCUAGAAGAGGAACUGCAAGAGCUUCGUUAUGUUGAAGAGGACAAUCAGAGACUUCGCGAGUCCAACGAGCAGCUCCGACAAGAGAUCGAUAAGCGAGACCAGGCGGUCACAGAAGCCGUGGAGUUAAUCUGUCAACUUGAAGCGAGAGUGGAGGAGCUGGAGGCUGGUGCAUUUUCGUCCAGACCCUCUACAGCUCGUCCUUCGUCCAGCGAUGAACCAGACGCAGCCACACCUAAGCAUUGUGUCACUCCAGAUAUUCCGGAGAGAUCUUCCUCUAAGAAAGGCACCCUGCUAGCGGACAAUCACCGAGCUUCUUCGGGAAGUCGACCUCUCACCAGGGCUCCUUCAUUCCUCCGUGAAGAGCAUCAGAGCACCGCAGCUCUACGCAGUCUCUACGUUACCUCUGAACAUCAUUCACGCUCUGCGAGAAGCGCUAUGACGAAGACGGAGAGUAUGAACUCGAUGACUGAAACUAUCGAACCAGAGUCCCCCAGAUUGAGUGCUCUCAGUGAAUGUAGCGAGCUCAUGCCCUAUGACACUAUAAAGGAGGCGCUCCUUUUCAAUCAAGUUGAUAUUCCUAUCCACCAGGAAAGGAAAAUGGGAACAAGUGCGACUGCCCCGAGACCCAACGGCGAAGUGAGGGCAAGCGGACACAUUCGCAGCUCUAGCUGGCAUCAGCCUCAAGUGGAAUUAUUUCCGACAAGAACCAUCCCAAAACAAAAGGACCUAGCCCACACUAACGCUUCAAGGGAAGCUAAGAACUGCACUUUCGAAAAAGGCAUGUUCUCAAGUGCCCCUCGCCAGAAGCUACGGUUAGAUGACGUUUUUGGGGGGUCAAAGUUACCCCCUACCCCGGACACAAUGAGUACGGCCUAUGCAUCGGGGACGAAUAGAUCCAAUGGCAGUAGCGCUAGGGAGAAGGUUCAGCUUAACCAGCAGUUCCCUGGCCCCCGAAAACUUGGCCGGCCACCAUCUGCGGGCGAGCUGACUACGCGAAGUUCCGAUCAUAGAGCCUUGGAAAGAAUCGACCCUGCUCUGAGUGAGGUGACUCUCACUCGUCUUAGUAUUGAAGAGCGCGAAGCGACCCCGGCUAUCUUUCCCUUGAACGGCAUCCCAUCCAAGACAAACUACAUGUUUGAUCGAGCUUCUCCAAAACCAAGUAUGCGUUAUUUCAGCGAUGUUGAUGACGUGAUUUUCAACCCUGUGGGAAUUGAGAAAGUCAUAUCGAAGAUGGAGAAGAACUACUACUCUCCGCCAGCCCCCAUGACUGAAAAGCCAACAGCAGACAUGACAUCUCUAUCGCCGCCCUUGACUCCUCAAGACUGGGUCGAGGCGGCAAAGCCAGGUCCUCGGCCCACGAAGAAUUGGUCUUCAAAGACUAAGACCUAUACCGGCCUCCCGCCGAAUCCUUCUAAAGCUGCCGGGACACGGGCUCCAAGCCAAUCCGCGUUCCUCGCUCGUAGGCAUAGUGUUGACUCGACUGUCCGAGACCCGGACGUCCCAGCAAUACCCACACUUCCCUUGCCUCCAUCAGACACAAAUACACAGCCUGCACAUCAAGGACAGGAACACCGACGACGGAUCAAUCUUCGGCCACCAUUCCUAGGCCGUCUGGCGCAGCCUCGUCGUCUUGAGCCAUCUCCAAUAACUGAUUCAGAGGACAGUGGUGACGGUGCGCCCUCCCCUGUCAUCCGCAAGACCAGGCACAUGGAAUCGCCCAAAAUAACCAAGAUCGUUGAGACCGCGGAUUCUCCACAGCGGGCUCAUGGGCAGCUUUGCGCAUCGGCACCUACCUACGCUGCUGGGAAUAGUGCAAACAGCCCCAGCAGGACUCUUCCCCAUUCUUUCACGGAUUCGAACUUCUGGUCACACUCAUCGACGGCCAGGCCAUCAACGUCCGCCAGCAAGGGCCAUAAGAGACGGAGCUCCCUUGGCAUCUUUGGCUUUGGUUGGAUUAAAGGCUCGAGCGGAAGUGGUUCUCAUCAUAAGAAAGCUGGAGCCGACUCGACGGCAACUACUCAGGCUAUCAGCAAGGAACGGCUGACUUCUCGAUGGGGCCCUGACAGCUCAAAUGCCCUGCCCGAUGUAGCAAAGAGCGUCUGUGCAUAUGGAGCUUUUCAGGAUAUCUCAGCUUCCGCCAGACAUAAGCCUCAAAAGCAAGACGAUGACGAUAUGACACGCCGGCCGCGAUAUAUUGAGCGAAGAAUCCGUCGACCUUGA
This is a messenger RNA of Aspergillus thermomutatus, 2940 nucleotides long. RefSeq lists its product as uncharacterized. The coding region runs from base 1 to 2940 and encodes 979 amino acids. The transcript is spliced from 5 exons. Lineage: Eukaryota; Fungi; Ascomycota; Eurotiomycetes; Eurotiales; Aspergillaceae. The record is from RefSeq and is a predicted model, not a curated record.